This is a messenger RNA of Hydractinia symbiolongicarpus, 2962 nucleotides long. RefSeq names its product GTP-binding protein 2-like. Gene Ontology annotation, biological process: translational elongation. Bases 257 to 1933 code for a protein of 558 amino acids. The transcript is spliced from 11 exons. NCBI's taxonomy places the organism in Eukaryota, Metazoa, Cnidaria, Hydrozoa, Anthoathecata, Hydractiniidae. The record is from RefSeq and is a predicted model, not a curated record. Gene Ontology annotation, molecular function: GTPase activity; GTP binding; translation elongation factor activity.
UCGUCACUUUUGUUGUUAUAACGCAUAAUGGCGGCAGUUGCUUCAAAAAAUAUUUUUAGGGGAAUUUAAUAAUUAACUUAACCUUGACUGUUGAAGCUUUGGUGAAAUCUUUUGAGAUGAAAUACUAGCAAACAUUUUCACAAAUUAAAGAAUAGAUGACCGCUAAAAGAAGAAACAGCAGUGGAUAUAAAAACGUUUUUAACAAUACUGUCAAAUUUAAACAGAAAUAUAUCGUGCUCUAAAAGAGGAGGAAGAUAUGUUAUCAGUUGUCAAUUCUAAAGUCCUAUCACUCCCUCCGGAGGUAGAGGAGGGAAAUAUUGAAUAUAAGCUUAAGCUUGUAAAUCCCUCCUUAUAUCGUUUGGACCACUUAGUGACACAGAUGAAAUGGAGGUUGCAGGAAGGUGACGGCCAAGCCAUCUAUGAGAUUGGCGUGGAAGAUAAUGGUUGCAUGUCUGGACUUGAAAAGGAUGAGCUGGACUCGUCCUUGGAGACCUUGUCUAAAAUGGCUGAAAGACUGGAAGCAGAAACUUUAACUGUCCGCAAACAAAGGAUUGAUACCACAGAUCGUUACAUGGCUGAAGUUCUUGUGAGAAAAAUACCUGAUAAUCAAGAGUUUGUUGAUAUUCGUGUUGCAUGUUUGGGUAAUGUUGAUGUUGGCAAGAGUACUUUACUUGGUGUGUUAAGUUAUGGAAAUUUAGAUAAUGGACGAGGUCGAGCUAGAUUAAACAUGUUUCGUCACUUACAUGAAAUUGAAUCUGGUAGAACAUCCAGUAUAAGUCAUGAAAUUCUCGGAUUUGAUUCUAGUGGAAAGGUUUUAAACUACAGCGACUCCACAGCCGAAGAAAUUUGUGCGUCAGCCUCCAAACUCAUCACUUUUCUCGAUUUGGCAGGACACCAUAAAUACAUUAAAACAACAAUAUUUGGACUGACUGGUCAUUCACCUGACAUUGUGAUGUUAACUGUUGCUGCGAAUAGGGGACUUGCUGGAACGACGAAAGAACAUUUAGGUUUAGCAGUCGCUUUGAACCUACCUUUUUUAAUUGUGAUAACCAAAGUAGAUAUUUGUAGUGCUGACAUGUUGCAAAAGACAAUUUCACAACUGGAAAGGGUACUUAAAAGUGCUGGCUGUAAAAAGAAGUUACCGAUGGUUAUUAAUGAUGAAGAGGACGUUCUUUCGGCAGCUCAUAACUUUUCAACAGGAGGCGUGGCUCCUAUAUUCAAAGUAUCAAGUGUAUCUGGACACAAUUUAAAGCUACUGAGAUCGUUUUACAACAAUUUACCGUCGAUAAGAAAAAAGGAUGAGUUGGAAGAAUUGGUGAAAAAACCUGUUGAAUUUCAGAUAGAUGAGGUGUUUUCGGUGCAAAAAGUUGGUCCUGUGUUGGCAGGGACAUUACGUAGUGGCACCAUACAUGAAGGAGAUGAGGUACUGGUUGGCCCCACGGAAGAUGGUUUAUUCAAUGAAGUUACUGUUUCAUCUAUACAUCGCAAUAGAACUCCAUGUCGUAUCAUUCAAGCUGGCCAAACAGCAUGCAUUGCAGUUAAACCGACGCCACACUUCGAUCAAACAUUUAGACGGGGGCAAGUUCUGCUUCCAAUUGGAAUAAAAGACGAUGGUGAUGCGGCUACAUGUUUAGAAUUUGAAGCUGAGGUCUUUAUUUUGUUUCACACCACAAAAAUAUCAAAGAAUUACCAAGCAUCUGUUCACGUUGGAAAUGUCAUUCAAACAGCUAUAAUAGAAAAUAUUACGAAUGAGAAGAUUUUAAAAACUGGUCAGCGGGGUGUGGCAAGAUUUAAAUUUUUACGGCAGCCGGAGUAUUUACGAAAAGGGGAUCGAAUAUUGUUUCGAGAAGGUCGCAAUAAGGGUAUCGGAGAAAUCACUAAAAUCUUUCCGUACUCAUUAAAGCGAAAAAACUCGUUGGGUGAUUCCGAUUAACAGACAAAGUAUUUGAUGUCCCGUUACCGGAUGUUUUUCGAGUUGCGCUGGUCAUUUUGUAAGAAGUUACUGGAUGUUGUCGAGUGGUAGUUCGUAAGAAGAGGAUACACCAUACUCUUGCUUCUUAUGUUUUUUUAGUUAAAUUUUAUGUGAUAGCAAUCUUAACAGUUUAAAAGGUAAGAUUAGAAAGUAAAAAGGUAUUCGUACAAGUUUUUACGCGCGUGAAACUUCAGGGACUCUCAAAAUCUAUAAAUAUUAAAGCCUCGCAAAUGUUAUUCGAAAACUGCGUUCAGUGAAGUCACUUGUUCACUCGCACAACCUCCAUUUGAUGCAUGGUUAGCUAUAUUAAAAUUUAACUCGCCUCUUAAAUCCCCCGAAAACCAGGCAAAAAAUCGAUUUUUUGAUAUUCGUUUUUUAUUGCACUAUUGACGAUGAGGACUUGUGUUGCACGCCAGUGCAUUUUCUCUGCACGUCUAGGUAUCUAAAUUAAUUUAUUCACGUAUAUUAGGAUAUAUCAUCAAAAUAGUUUCUAAUGUUUUUGUGUUCAUAAUUUACACAAGUUCUAGUCACUUAUUAUUAGUUUAUGAAAGUUCGCCACUCUUUUAUUGAUAUAGCCUUUCUUUCAAUUUAAUCUCUUAUAGAGAAUUUUUUUUUUAGCUAGAAUAAUAUAGAAUAUUAUAAAAAACGUAUAAACCAAAUUUCAGCAGGGAUCAUGGAUUUUUGAAAUCAAAAACAAAUAUUCUUGAAGUGAAGGUUUUGUUGAUGUUUCUACUCGCCACUAAACUUUCUGAGCCGCCUCUAAAAUUUGUGACUCGUUGAAACUCGCCUUCUAGAAUUUGUAAUUGGCUGAAACUCGGCUAUAUAUAAUUUAUGAUUCGCUUAGUUGAUAACCCAUUCUUAAAUGUUAAAGGGUGAUUUUUGUAUGCAUAUUUUAUGUUUGUAUAUAUGUAGCAAGUGUAGUAUGGUGUAAAUGACUAAAAAAAGUAAUAAUUUUGUAUAUACUUGGAAAGAAACUUUAUUUUUUCUUCA